AUCCAGAUUGUUAGAGGAAGAGCAGGGGGUGAGGCUUUUCAGCCUUUGCUUUCCUUCUUCUCCUCUGAAUCUGUUGCAUCGCUUUUGGAGAAUGUUCAGUUUCCCCUGAAUGUUAAAGAGACCAUCUUUCUAGUACUCAAUCUGGUAAGCUUGCUCUAUAUAGUCUGCUGCAUCUCUAGAAUGAGGGCUGAGAUUUCUAGACGGGCUGAUGAGAUCCCUGACUCAGGAAUAGACCCAGGUGUGGAAAAUCCUAAGUGGUGUGGGAAAUGGGAGAAUAUGGGCCAAAUCCUGAAGGAAUUCUCUGACCCUAUAGUCUGGGACUUUCCCCAUGAACAAAUUCAUAACCCAGUUGAGGUGGGGAAAUAUCUGAAAGAGUAGUACCAGGAUGACCCUAAAGAGAAAAAGAUCAUUGCAGUGAGCUGGGCCUUGGCAUAUGCUUAUCGCACAUUGCUAGAUACGGUUGGCCAGCAGACAGAGGCAGCGGGGCAGGGAGACAAAACAGCCAAGCUAGAUAGUGAGCCUAAGCCAGCAGCUAAACCAAUGGCUGUAGCUACCAGGACUAGAAGUGGGAAAUGCACGGGCAAGACCAAUCGACCAGUGGAUGAUGAGGAUGCAGGAGAAGGACCUUCAGCACCUCCUGAUGUAAAAUCAGAAGUCAAAGCAGCAGGGGCCAGACCAGAAGCCCAUAUGGAGUCCUUUUCCCUGAAAGACCUCCGUGGCCUAAGGAAGGAUUACACCCGGCGACCCGAUGAAUCCAUAAUUAGUUGGUUAGUCCGUCUCUGGGAUGCUGCAGGCGAGGCCACAAUUCUGGAUGGCACUGAAGCCAGGCAUUUGGGAUCCCUGUCACAUGAUCCUGUCAUCAACCAAGGAAUGAUGAGGGGGGUUAAUCCUCACAGCCUCUGGGCACGGGUCUUGGACAGUGGUGCACAAAGAUACCUGUGUGCAGAUGAUCUUUAUAUGCAGCAGACUCAGUGGAAGACCAUAGAGCAAGGGAUCCAACGCUUGAGAGAAAUGGCAGUGGCAGAGAUUAUCUUCUCAGAUGACGUAACAACUAGGAACCCAGACUUGGUACCCUGCACGUCUGUGAUGUGGCGGAAACUUGUACAACUCGGGCCACACGAAUAUGCUUCUGCCUUAGCCAUAAUGAAGCGGGAUGAGAGGGAUGAGACCGUGCUGGAUAUGGCGAAGAAGCUCCGAGCAUAUGCAGACGUUGUGCAUGGCCCAACACAUGCCAGGAUCGCAGCAGUGGAAACACAUCUGCAGAAGUUAGAGGAUAAGAUAGAGGAGAAUCACAAGAAGCUCAGGGAGGAGAUUAAGGAAGACCUUCUCCAAAUCUCAGCAGUACAGAUCAGACGUCCUAGUGCCCAAUACAGAAAUUCCCCAGAUGAAAAGAGAAGGUACACCCCACGAGCUGAGCUGUGGUUCUUCCUGCGUGAUAGUGGAGAGAACAUGAGGAGAUGGGAUGGGAAAUCUACUGCUGCUCUGGCACGACGGGUACGUGAAUUGAAGGAAGGCAGGACUCAGAGAGGGAGUUCCACCAAGAGGGAAGCAGCUCCAGUUGCCCAUAGCCGAACUGCCAGAUAUGAUGAUGAUAUGUCUGAUCCCCUUGAAGGAACAUCCAAGACAUAUGCCCAGGGAAAGAAGGAUGACCAGGCUUAGAGGGGCCCUGCCUCUAGCCAGGUAGAGGCUAGGGAAAACCGUGUUUUUUGGACUGUGUGGAUUCGUUGGCCUGGCACGUCGGAACCACAAGAAUAUAAAGCUUUGGUUGACACUGGUGCGCAGUGCACAUUAAUCCCAUUGAGACAUGUAGGGACGGAGUCUGUUUCUAUUGCGGGUGUGACAGGGGGAUCCCAGGAUUUCACCUUGGUGGAAGCGGAUGUGAGCCUGACGGGAAAUGAGUGGAAGAAACACCCUAUUGUGACUGGCCCAGAGGCCCCAUGUAUUUUGGGCAUAGAUUACCUUUGAAGUGGGUAUUUCAAGGACCCAAAAGGACUCAGGUGGGCAUUUGGGAUAGCAGCUGUAGUGACUGAGGGCAUCCAGCAAUUGAAUACUUUGCCUGGACUGUCCGAAAAUCCAUCUGCAGUAGGACUUCUAAAGGGAGAAGAGCAACAGGUGCCAAUUGCCACUUCCACAGUGCAUCGACGGCAGUAUAGAACCACUCGAGAUGCUGUGAUCCCCAUCCAUAAGAUGAUUCGAGAGCUCGAGAGCCAAGGGGUGGUCAGCAAGACCCACUCACCCUUAAACAGCCCCAUCUGGCCUGUGCGUAAAUCUGAGGGGGAAUGGAGAUUGACGGUGGACUACCGUGCAUUGAAAGAAGUGACUCCACCACUGAGCGCUGCUGUGCCAGACAUAUUAGAGCUCCAGUACGAGCUAGAGUCCAAGGCAGCAAAGUGGUAUGCCACUAUUGCUAUUGCCAAUGCAUUUUUCUCCAUUCCUCUGGCAGCAGAAUGCAGGCCUCAGUUUGCUUUCACCUGGAGGGGAGUGCAGUAUACCUGGAACCGACUGCCCCAGGGGUGGAAACACAGUCCCACCAUCUGCCAUGGACUGAUCCAGACCGCACUGGAAAAGGGUGAAGCUCCAGAACACCUCCAGUAUAUUGAUGACAUCAUUGUGUGGGGGAACACAGCUGCAGAAGUGUUUGAGAAAGGGAAGAAAAUCAUCCAAAUCCUCCUGGGAGCUGGUUUCGCCAUUAAAAAGAGCAAAGUAAAGGGACCUGCUCGUGAGAUUCAGUUCCUAGGAGUGAAGUGGCAGGAUGGACGGCGUCAGAUCCCUACAGAUGUCAUUAACAAGAUCACAGCUAUGUCCCCACCGACCAAUAAGAAGGAAACGCAAGCUUUCCUAGGUGCCAUAGGCUUUUGGAGAAUGCACAUUCCUGAGUACAGUCAGAUCGUGAGCCCUCUUUACCUGGUCACCCGCAAGAAGAACAAUUUCCACUGGGGCCCUGAGCAACAACAAGCUUUUGCCCAGAUCAAGCAGGAGAUUGCUCAUGCAGUAGCCCUUGGUCCAGUCAGGACAGGACCAGAUGUGAAGAACAUGCUCUACUCUGCAGCCGGGAACCAUGGCUUGUCCUGGAGCCUUUGGCAGAAGGUGCCUGGGGAGACUCGGGGUCGGCCACUAGGAUUUUGGAGUCGAAGCUACAGAGGCUCUGAAGCCAAUUAUACUCCAACGGAGAAAGAAAUCUUGGCUGCCUAUGAAGGAGUCCAAGCUGCCUCAGAGGUGGUUGGCACGGAAGCACAACUCCUCCUGGCACCCCGACUGCCGGUGCUGGGGUGGAUGUUCAAAGGCAAGGUUCCUUCCACUCAUCAUGCCACUGACACUACAUGGAGCAAGUGGAUUGCCCUUAUCACUCAGCGCGCCCAUAUAGGUAAACUGAAUCGCUCUGGGAUUUUGGAGGUGAUUACAACAUGGCCCGAAGGUGAGAAUUUCGGUGUCACAGAUGAAGAACCAGAACCAGUGACAUGGGCUGAAGAGGCUCCUCCAUAUAACCAGCUGCCACCAGAGGAAACACGCUACGCUCUUUUCACGGACGGUUCCUGUCGCAUCGUAGGGAUGAACCGGAAGUGGAAAGCAGCCGUAUGGAGCCCCACACGACAGGUCGCUCAAGCUACCGAAGGAGAAGGUGGAUCGAGCCAACUCGCUGAACUCAAAGCUGUUCAGCUGGCCCUGGACAUUGCUGAGAGAGAGAAAUGGCCAAGGCUCUACCUUUACACUGAUUCAUGGAUGGUAGCUAAUGCUCUGUGGGAAUGGCUGGACAGGUGGAGAGAGGCCAAUUGGCAGCGUAGGGGAAAACCAAUUUGGGCUGCUAAUGAGUGGAAAGACAUUGCUGCUAGGGUAGGGAAGCUACCUGUCAAGGUCCGCCAUGUAGACGCCCAUGUCCCCAAGAGUAGAGCCAAUGAGGAGCACCAACACAAUGAGCAAGUAGACCAGGCUGCAAAGAUAGGGGUGUCAAAGAUAGACCUAGAUUAGGAACACAAGGGAGAGUUAUUCCUAGCUCGGUGGGCCCAUGAUGCCUCAGGCCAUCAGGGCAGGGAUGCCACCUAUAAGUGGGCACGAGACCGAGGGGUGGAUCUAACCAUGGACAGUAUUUCUCAGGUUAUCCAUGACUGUGAGACGUGUGCUGCCAUCAAACAGGCCAAGCGAGUGAAGCCCCUGUGGUAUGGUGGGCGGUGGUCCAAGUACAAGUAUGGGGAGGCCUGGCAGAUUGACUACAUCACACUGCCCCAGACACGCCAAGGCAAGCGCUACGUGCUGACCAUGGUAGAAGCCACCACUGGAUGGUUGGAAACCUACCCUGUGUCUCAUGCCACUGCCCGUAACACCAUCCUAGGCCUUGAAAAGCAGGUCCUUUGGAGGCACGGUACCCCUGAGAGGAUUGAGUCAGACAAUGGGACUCAUUUCAAGAACAGCCUUAUCAACACCUGGGCUAGGGAUCAUGGCAUUGAGUGGGUGUACCAUAUCCCCUACCAUGCACCAGCUGCAGGGAAGGUAGAGAGGUACAAUGGACUACUAAAAACCCAGCUGAAAGCCUUGGGUGGGGGAUCCUUCAAAAAUUGGGAGCAGCACUUAGCAAAGGCUACCUGGUUAGUUAACACUCGAGGUUCCACUAACCGAGCAGGUCCUGCCCAGUCUGAGUCCCUGAAUAUAAUAGAUGGAGAUAAAGUCCCAGUGGUACAUGUCAGAGGUUUGUUAGGGAGGACAGUGUGGAUCAAUUCUGCCUCAAGUACAGACAAACCCAUCCGUGGGGUUGUCUUUGCUCAGGGACCAGGAUGCACAUGGUGGGUGAUGCAGAGAGAUGGAACAACACGAUGUGUACCUCAGGGAGAUCUGAUUGUGGGGUGAGAAUGAAAUUGUUUGACGAUAUGGGGAUAAGGGGUGGAAUGUCCUAGGGUGACUGUUAUCCCCAUUCGUGUGUAUGUAAUUUAUGCUGGGUAUUAUGUGUUGUGCCUUUAAGACUGGCAGAGUGAGAGUUUUGUUUUGGGCCUCUUAUCAGACACUCGGCGGGACAUACAGAUAGCACCAGUGCAUGUUGCUGCUUUUUUGCUUUUUGCCCUGCUUUUUGCUUUCGCUCUGGCUUCUGCUUCGCUUCUGCUCUGCUUGCUCUUACUUUUUUCCCCCCUUCUCAUUAGUUACUUUAGCUAAACAGUCCAAAUUCCUUUCUGGACUGUUCCCCCCACCCCGUUGGACCUGCUGACUGCUCCGGACUGGGAUUCAGAACACCGAGAGAGAGGUUACACCUUGUGACUGCAGCAGCUGCCUCAGCGCCGGAGGGACUGAUAACAGCCAACCCCCAGGAGAGACUUUUCUGAAUUUGUCAUCUUUCUCAGAGCAGUGGAAGAGUGGUGUCAUCCAUUACUUUAGCUAAACAGUCCAAAUUCCUUUAUGGACUGUCUCCCCACCCCGUUAGACCUGCUAACUGCUCCAGACUAGGAUUUAGAACACAGAGAGAGAGUUUACACCUUGUGACUGCAGCAGCUGCCUCAGCACCGGAGGGACUGAUAACAGAGCAAACCCCCAAGAGAGACUUUUCUGAAUUUGUCAUCUUUUUCAGAGCAGUGGAAGAGUGGUGUCAUCCGAUGCUGGCAUUUGAUGGGUACCUGCUCAGUGUGUGUGACCUGCUCUACGCUCUGCUCUGGACCGCAACCAACAACACCUCUCUGACAGCCUCUCAGCAGAUGCCAUAAAACAGUAACCAGAACAACCUUCUGCACCAGCUGGAUGGAAAUCUGAUACCUUUGGAAUGACAAGUCACCUGUGACUUCACCUGGACCUCAAAAGUUAGAUACUUUAAGGACAUUACUAGCAAAAGGAAAUGAUACCUCUUAUAGUUUUAAAUGCUGCCUCUUAUAGUUUUAAAGUUGGUUUGUUUGUAACGUUCAAGUUGUAAGUUUUAAGUUUCAAGUAAUUAGCCUGUGGCAUGCCACCCAAUAGAAUUGUGCUUUUGAUAGCUCCUGGACAUGAUCGUAAAAAUUUUGAUAGGACACACCAAUAGCUAGAAAGAUUAGGCUUGUCAAGUCAUCCUGGAUUGGCUAUAUGAUGCUUGUAUUCCCAACUGUCUUUUCUGUUUAUGCUAGAUAAUAACUUUUGCACCUUUAAGACUGGUUCUGAGAGCAAUCGGGGGAGAGAGAAGAAGCGCGGAGUUUGUUAUCAAAAACUGCACUUGCUCCCCCGCAUCCUUCUACUGGAUUGUAUUGUCUGCACCACAGACAGACAGCAGGAGAGAGCUCUCCUUUACUUUUAGUUAGUUUUAGCUAGCUAAAGCAGAAACAUUCCCUAGACUAUUUUUUUCUUUUUCUUAGAACUGUUUAAACCUUCUCUGGACUAAAACCCAGAAGAGCACCAGCAGCUCAUACCUCUGUCCCACCAGGCUGGGCCUAGGCUGCAGCAUUUCCAGUGCCGGAGAGACUAAUAAGAGACUAAGUCAAGCUAUGGCCCACAAAGGGGACUUUCUAAGUUUGUAAUUUCUUCAGAGUAGCGAGAGGUUUUAUUGUUUCACAUUGUUAAUUUUUUUUUUUUUUUGUGCCGGUAAAAGCUUUACCUGUUAAAUAAACAGUUUUUUUCCACUUUUC
Serinus canaria (Common canary) is the source of this 6566-nucleotide messenger RNA. Its product is annotated as Friend virus susceptibility protein 1-like. The record is from RefSeq and is a predicted model, not a curated record. Lineage: Eukaryota; Metazoa; Chordata; Aves; Passeriformes; Fringillidae. The transcript has 3 exons. The coding region runs from base 541 to 1659 and encodes 372 amino acids.